UGAAGUAAAUGGAAUAGACAGUAUAAGUGAUUUGGCUUCUUCUUGUAAUCAGCAGACUAGAGCUAACUCUUCUUGGUGUCCUGAAUAUUCUUGUCUCUGUUGUGUGAGUUGGGUGGUUGUUUUCACUUCAUUAAGAGUUCCAGAUUAA
Diversispora eburnea is the source of this 148-nucleotide messenger RNA. Lineage: Eukaryota; Fungi; Glomeromycota; Glomeromycetes; Diversisporales; Diversisporaceae. The record is from the annotation of a GenBank genome assembly.